AUGGAAAGAAACAGCAAGGGCCGGAAACGGUCCAGCCGAAGCAGGAACAGCAAUCAUCACCAGAAGUAAUAGUCAACGAGAAUGGAGGAGCAACCGAGAAGCAAUCCACCAGGGAGAAGGAAGGCGGCCUUGAAAAGGCCAUAGACACGAUGGACUAAUGGCCCACGCGGGCCGCAUCCUACAUCCAACGUGAAUCGUUCGGCCAAGGUACAAGACCUGCUCUUGUAGACCAUGGCCGAACGAGGAGCGGGAUUGGCUGUGGUCGCCGAGCCACACAUCAUCCUUGACAACUCCUGUUGGGUCGGGGACACGUCGCACUGGUGAGGACGGGGACCAACGCCUCCGCCCAGUUCCGUGA
Messenger RNA from Heterotrigona itama, 358 nucleotides. NCBI's taxonomy places the organism in Eukaryota, Metazoa, Arthropoda, Insecta, Hymenoptera, Apidae. The record is from the annotation of a GenBank genome assembly.